ACGCUCGACGACCGGCCACCUUACGGCCCUCCUCUCCCCGGUGCUACGGCAUCUUCGCCUCUUUAGCUCGUCAGGGACCCGGCCGGUACUCGGUAACGCAAACUGAUGCUUCAGCAGUAAAGGUAUCUUCACAUUUUGAUGAUCUUCUGGUCGUUUGUGGCUGGUGUUGUCACAUUCUACUGCUCAUUGGGACCAGAUUCUCUCUUACCAAAUAUUCUUUUCACAAUAAAAUAUAAACCUAAGCAAUUAGAACUCCCAGAGCUAUUUCCCCAUGGUCAUAGCUGCGCUGUCUGUGGCAAGGUCAAAUGCAAGAGGCACAGGCCUGCUUUGCUUCUAGAAAACUAUCAGCCGUGGCUGGACCUGAAAGUGCCUUCGAAAGUUGAUGCAUCCCUCUCAGAGGUACUUGAAUUGGUGCUGGAAAACUUUAUUUAUCCGUGGUACAGAAAUAUUACUGAUGAUGAAUCCUCUGUGGAUGAACUGAGAGGCACGCUGCGUUUUUUUGCAUCGGUGUUAGUUCGGAGAAUACACAAGGUGGAUGUCCCAACUGUUGUAACAAAGAAAAUGCUCAAAGCGGCAAUGAAACACAUAGAAGUAAUAGCCAAAGCCAGGCAGAAAGUGAAAAAUGCAGAGUUUUUGCAGCAAGCCGCUUUAGAAGAGUAUGGACCAGAACUCCAUGUUGCUUUGAGAAGUCGAAGAGAUGAACUUCACUACUUAAGAAAACUUACUGAACUACUUUUUCCUUAUAUUUUGCCCCCCAAAUCAACAGACUGCAGAUCCCUGGCACUUCUUAUAAGGGAGAUCCUGCCUGGUUCUGUUUUCCUUCCCUGUAUGGAUUUCUUAGCUGAUCCUGACACUGUCAACCACUUGCUGCUGAUCUUCAUUGAUGAUAGUCCACCUGAGAAAGCAACUGAGCCUACUUCUUCGUUGGUUCCAUUCCUACAGAAAUUUGCAGAGCCAAGAAAUAAAAAACCAUCUGUCCUGAAACUGGAGCUAAAGGAGAUAAGAGAUCAGCAAGACCUUUUAUUCCGGUUUAUGAACUUCCUGAAACAGGAAGGGGCAGUCCAUGUGCUGCAGUUCUGCCUGACUGUAGAGGAAUUCAAUGACCGAAUUUUGCGACCAGAACUAUCAGAUACUGAGAAGAUGGCUCUUCAUGAGGAAGUACAGAAAAUUUACAAAACUUAUUGUUUGGACGAAAGCAUUGACAAAAUUAGAUUUGAUCCUUUCAUAGUAGAAGAGAUUCAAAGAAUUGCUGAAGGUCCAUAUGUGGAUGUUGUGAAACUUCAAACUAUGAGAUGUCUUUUUGAAGCUUAUGAGCACGUUCUUUCUCUCCUUGAGAAUGUUUUUACUCCCAUGUUUUGUCACAGUGAUGAGUACUUCAGGCACCUUUUAAGAGGAGCAGAGUCACCAACACGGAAUUCAAAGUUUAACAGAAGUAGCCUGAGUUUGGAUGACUUUCGGACUACGCAGAAAAGAGGAGAAUCGUUUGGAAUCAGCAGAAUAGGCAACAAAAUAAAAGGUGUUUUCAAGAGUUCUGCAAUGGAAGGAGCUAUGCUGCCUAACUAUAACUUAAAUGAAGGAGAAGAUGAUUUUAUUGAGGAAGGCGUUAUGGUAAUGGAAGAUGAUUCUCCUGAGGAGGCUGUUAGUACCCCAAAUACACCCCGCAACCUUGCUGCAUGGAAAAUCAGCAUCCCGUAUGUAGACUUCUUUGAAGAUCCUUCCUUGGAAAGAAAAGACAGAAAGGAGAGAAUUCCUGUAUUCUGUAUUGAUGUAGAAAGAAAUGACAGAAGGGCAGUUGGUCAUGAACCCGAACACUGGUCUGUCUACAGAAGAUACCUUGAAUUUUAUGUGCUUGAGUCAAAGCUAACGGAAUUUCAUGGUACGUUUCCUGAUGCACAGCUUCCUUCAAAGAGAAUCAUUGGCCCCAAGAACUAUGAGUUCUUAAAAUCCAAGAGAGAGGAGUUUCAGGAAUAUCUGCAGAAACUUCUGCAACACCCAGAACUAAGUAACAGCCAGCUUUUAGCUGACUUCCUGUCUCCUAAUGGAGGAGAGACCCAGUUUCUUGAUAAAAUGUUGCCUGAUGUGAAUCUUGGUAAAAUUAUAAAAUCUGUUCCAGGAAAGCUGAUUAAAGAGAAAGGUCAGCAUUUGGAGCCAUUCAUCAUGAACUUCAUCAAUUCCUGUGAAUCUCCAAAGCCUAAACCAAGUAGGCCAGAACUUACCAUUCUCAGUCCAACUUCUGAAAACAACAAGAAGCUUUUCAAUGACCUAUUCAAGAACAAUGCAAACCGAUCUGAGAAUACAGAAAGACGACAAAAUCAGAACUACUUUAUGGAAGUGAUGACCGUAGAAGGAGUGUAUGACUACUUAAUGUAUGUUGGUAGGGUAGUUUUUCGCAUUCCUGACUGGCUGCAUCACCUCUUGAUGGGAGGAAGAAUUCUCUUCAAAAAUACAUUGGAACUGUACACAGACUACUAUCUGCAUUAUAAGUUAGAACAGCUAUUUCAGGAGCACCGUUUGGUUUCUUUGAUAACACUGCUGAGAGAUGCUGUGUUCUGUGAGAAUACUGAACCUCGCUCUCUCCAGGAUAAACAGAAGCGCGCAAAGCAGACUUUUGAAGAAAUGAUGAGAUACAUUCCAGAUUUAAUAGGCAAAUGCAUUGGGGAAGAGGCUAAAUAUGAAGGCAUCAGGCUUCUGUUUGAUGGAAUGCAGCAACCAGUGCUCAACAAGCAGUUAACUUAUGUUCUCUUGGACACUGCGAUUCAAGAACUCUUUCCAGAGCUCAGUAAGUGUUUCAGAAAGCUACCUGCUGAGGAGGGAGUUUUGAUGCUACCUUCAGUCCCAAACAGCAGAGCUGAGAUCUGGGCUCUCCCUGUCCCAUGCAACUGAAGCUGAUGAGGGAGACAGAGAAGGAAGAUUUACUGGCCCAGAUUUCAGUGGAGGAAAGGAAGGAAGGAUCUUUCAACCAGGAAUUCCAGCUAUUUUCCUCUUUUAGACAUAUCAAGAGUAUAAAACAAAACAAAGUACUGCCUUCUGUGAUCUUUUAAGGUGGGACCUGUUAGUGAACAUAAUAGGACUAAUGAUGGACUGAGUGAGGCAGCUGAAGAAGGAUCAGUAUGAAAAGACAAAUGCAAGGUGGAAAGAGAGAAUAUGGGUAAGGGGGUAGAUGUUUUCCAUCUGGAGCCCAGAAUACAGAAAAAAGAAAGGAAGAAAAAGGGAGAACUGGUUGAUUCCGAGGUGGGAAUCACACUUUAAUUCCCUUUCCCCUCUGUUUCUGCUCUCCAAGAAUCACUAUGAACUGACUGUGAAGACAUCUGGGAAUAGAACUCUGUUUCCUGAGGACGUUUAAAAUGACUAGUUCGUAUUUAGUUAUCAGUUAUAUUUCAAAAGAUCACUUCAGUGGCCAUCCCUUCUGCUCAACAGAGACUCUUCCUUUCUGAGCUACUUGUAGUAAAAUGUGUUCAUAGUUACAGUAAAGAAUAGACAAAUAUUUCAGACUGGUCAGUAUUUAAAAAGAAAACCGAGCAUCCCGGAAUUUUUUUUUUAGCACUGCUCCCCUCAGCGACAGUAACUGUCAUGGGGGAAAAUUUCUGUUAGUGGGGAUGUCAGCCUGCUUUCCACUGGAAUGAAAAGAAUGGGUUGUAUUCCUGCACGAGAUGAUUUUCAAGAAUGCUUUUUUGAAGCAUUGUCGUUCAAAAAAAUACAGUAUUGGUAUUUUGUUUUUGAAAAGAUUAUCUGAAAUGGUCAAAAACCAAAGCUUUUAAGUAUGUUUUAAGAAUCUGCAUGUUUUGUAAUGAUGCUUCCAGGUAAAGUCAUGUGGUAGCUAUUUAUCUCUUCUUAUUAGCUGCUACUCAUUAGAUCUGACAUCUUAAAGUUAUAUCUGGGUACACUUAACCAUUAUGUAUAUAUAGGGGAUCAUUUCAGAUGUGCUGUAUUUAACUGCAGCAUGCAUAAGCACAGAGGUUCUAAGGAGAAGAGGUGGAAAACAGUGUUACGUAAAUUUUGCUUGUGAUACAAUGUACAACCACACUCUUGGAAGUCUGUUCAGACAAGAUAAAAGGAAAAGGGACAGCUGAGACAGGAAAAGCAUUCCUAGCAGAGGAAGGAAAGAAAUACUCUUGAAAAAUACCAUGCUAAUGCUUUCAGAGCAGAAAAUUGAUUGUUCAGAAAUGCGUGUCAGGCAGUUAGGAACAGGGAGGGGAGAACUUCUAGAGAAAGAAGAAAAUACCUACUUUAAGAAAUAGUAAAGCACUAGCUUUCCUUUCUGUUCUUUCCGAUUUCUGGUGAAUGUUUUCAAGCAUUAUUAAUCACUGCAGCCUAACUCAGUUGUUUCUAUGUAAAUACACAUUUUCAUUCUUAAGUCAAAUUUCUCUCAACUACCAUUUGACAGGGCCCGAAGGAAGCUAGCUCUGUGUCAUCUUGGAUGUGAAUGUGAGGAUCUUGCUGAACACCUAACAGAAACUUCUGCUGUGCGCUAACAGAAUGUAUAUGUGAAAUUUUAGCCUUGCAUUGUAUAUUUUCUUGUAAAUAUGAUAAAUUAAGCUCUAAAAACCUCUUUAUGCAAUAAAGACAUUAAAAUUUAAUAUCA
This is a messenger RNA of Struthio camelus australis, 4582 nucleotides long. RefSeq names its product sorting nexin 14 (gene SNX14). Gene Ontology annotation, biological process: autophagosome maturation. Gene Ontology annotation, cellular component: late endosome. Gene Ontology annotation, molecular function: phosphatidylinositol-3,5-bisphosphate binding. NCBI's taxonomy places the organism in Eukaryota, Metazoa, Chordata, Aves, Struthioniformes, Struthionidae. The record is from RefSeq and is a predicted model, not a curated record.